AUGUCAGCGGUCCCGGGUCCCGAUCUACCGGCUCUGAUUGGCCAGGACGGCAAAACUGCAGCUCCGGUCCAAAAUAUUCUAGUCUUGUCCAAAACACCACUGCCGACCAAUCUUUCGAGGCCAAUCGCAUUUUCUCAGACUUCGCUCUCCUCUGUCCAAGCCGAACCUCCAGCCUCGCCCUUCGCCAUGGUCGUUAAAAUCCGUCUCGCCCGAUUCGGGCGCCGAAACUCUCCCUUCUACAACAUCGUCGUAGCUCAUGCUCGCACUGCGCGCAACUCUCGUCCCCUCGAAAUUAUUGGCACAUACGACCCUAUCCCAAAGCCCGACCCCUAUGACAACUCUGGCAAGCUGCACAAGGACAUCAAGCUUGACUCUCAGCGCGCACGGUACUGGAUUGGUGUCGGCGCUCAGCCCACUGACACGGCAUGGCGACUACUGUCCAUGGUCGGCAUCCUGCCAAAGAGGGACUUUGCUCCAAAGGCAGACGAGUCCAAGGGCAGCGUCAACGCGGGCGAUGUGAAGAUUCGAUAA
This is a messenger RNA of Trichoderma aggressivum f. europaeum, 531 nucleotides long. RefSeq lists its product as uncharacterized. The transcript has 2 exons. Gene Ontology annotation, cellular component: mitochondrial small ribosomal subunit; ribosome. Gene Ontology annotation, biological process: mitochondrial translation. The record is from RefSeq and is a predicted model, not a curated record. Lineage: Eukaryota; Fungi; Ascomycota; Sordariomycetes; Hypocreales; Hypocreaceae. Gene Ontology annotation, molecular function: structural constituent of ribosome. Bases 1 to 531 code for a protein of 176 amino acids.